AAAGGAAAUGACGUGACCAUGUUUUGAAUCGUGCGGGUUAACGAGCAGCACGGACAGAAAGCCUGUAACCACUGCACUGACCAGCCUCCCCCUAAUACAUUUGGGGAAAACUUUCAUCUUCAUGUCCCCAUAGUUUGUGUCACAAUAGGAGAACGCAAUGGACCUCCACAAAAUCAUCCACAGUGCGCUGCACGAAUUUAUCCAGACUUAUAUUCCUGAUGCAGAUCUCAGCACGCUGGAUGAUGUUCUUCUGUCUUACAUCACUGGGGUCCUGGAGGACCUUGGCUCCCAGCAGAGCGUUGAGGAGAACUUUGAUGUGGAGGUCUUUGCAGAGAUGCUGGAAGCAUACAUACCUGGCUUUGCUGAAAUUGACAGUGUCAAAGUAUGUGAAAUGAUGUUCAACCUGGCUUCAAAACUAGCCACAGCUCGGACCUCAGCUGAAGAAGAAAACAGUGUGCCUAAAGAAAGGACAGAUGAGAUUUCACUGAAACUCACCAGCCUGCCCAGUGCACCUCCACCAGGGAGAGAAACGCAGUGCCUUAAAACACAGACAGAGGGCGCCACUGCCAAGGUGUCAGUGUCUGAGUGGGAGGCCCAGGAGCAGCACCUGCUGGAGAUGUUUCCCAAGUGUAGUCUGUCCGAGGCCCGCAGUGCCCUGUCUAUUGCCAAAGGAGACAUGGAGGAAGCUGUGCGCCUUAUUAUAGAGGGUGAUGUCCAACUCAGCCCCACUCCUCUUAAUGUAAACCAUGGGAAAAACAUUUCCUCACAGGCAGACCAGAAACUUAAAGAGAGCAUCCUUGAGAAGUACAUGUUGGUUGACAGGGAAGAUGAUAAAAAAACACACCGGCCUGUCGCCCCAAAAGAUGCUCCAAAGAAGCUGGUUCGGUACCACAGCAAUCAGGUGGUAACCACAAAAGGAGAGCGAUAUCAGCUUGUGAAGACAAACGAGACAGAGGACAUGAAGAAGACGUACGUUAACCUCAAGCCUGCACGAAAGUACAGAUUCCAUUGAUGACAAGCACACCACUAUAAGAGCAGCUACUGACAAUAUUGUUUACGUUAUUUUUAAUGUAUUAAGUUUAUUUAGCCUGAAUUUGUUAGAUAUUUCCCAGCUAGAAGAAGGUAUUUGUUAGUGUGUCAGUGGCUUAUUUUUUAAAAAAAAAAUGUUACCGUUAUCUGCCUUGGUUAAAACAUUUGUUGACAGUGUUUCAGUUAUUUCUCUGUUUGAUUUCUUGUGGAGCUUUUGGAAUUUUGUGUGAUAUUUUGGUGGGAAUGUUGUAACUUGUGUUUGUGUAACAGCAUCUACUUUUUGCCAUCUCAGCAGGUCUGAUGUUGCACUGACAGUCUUUUUUUUUUACCUUUUUAAUUUUCUUUUUUUUUUUUGUAUAUUCUUAACUUACAGUGUGGAUUCAUAUUUAUGAGAGGAUGUUGUAGGGAUGAAUCUAUUUUCAUUUUUGUAAAUAAGUUCUAGUGGUGCUUUAGACUUUCCUCUGGACAUUACAGGUCUCAACUGCUUUUUGUAUAUGUACGUGUUCAAUCAUCGAUGCCAGUCAUUUAGAAAGGUUUAUUUUUACAUCUCGCGGGAAUGCAGUGCUGUGAAAAUGUUUGUUCAAGCCUUGUGUUUUUGGACAAUUUGUUGAGCUGCAAAAUGUUUUUUAAACAAAACUGGUUUGUCUGAGAGAUAACGAUAAUUUAUGAACAUUUGUACAGUGGAUGCGCACAUCAGUCCUCACUAAGAGUUUAAGAUGUGGCCUCUCCUGGUUGUGCUACAAAAAUCAUGUUUCUAGUAGUGUUUUCUCACAAAGUUGAGACUAGUAUGUACCGUACUGAAUGUUAGGAGGCAGGUUUACUCAGUUGCUGUAUCUGGAUAACUUUAUUGAACUGAUUUUUUUUUUUUAAUCAGUCCAUGUUCCAGAUUUCAGGGGUUUCUGGGUUUUACCUAGUAGAAUUAUCCAGUUAUGUCUUUAAUGAAGCAGGUUUGUAUUCAAAGUAGUCGAGUACAGCGUUGGUUAGUCCUCAUGACAAGUAAAUUGGCUGCUAGCUUGGAAUCCACGAGAGGAAGGGCGUAGUCCUGAUCGUUUUUUGUAUCAUUGCAGACCUGCUUAGACAGGGCAAAUGAAGGAAAGUUGUGCUAUAAUAUGCAAUGUUUUACACUAUAAGAAAUUAUUUUGUUCAAAUUUCUAAAACAAAAAACUGAAAAAUACACUAAAAAAUUUUAAACAUGAUGACCUUGGCCCAAAGCCAUCCAAAAGUGAGAUUUGACAACCUGUUGCUAUGACUGAGACAUGAGCAGCAUAAGAGCAAAUGUUAAAUAUUUGUCAGUGACACAACUAACCUCAGAUUCAAAGGGGUGCACUCAUUUUUACAAACCUUAAAAAAGGAUUUUAUUACUCAACUGUAAUGGAAAACGUAUAACUAUCAAAUAACUAGUAAUUAAUUUUCUAGCAAAACAAAUUCAAUUCUCAAGGCAUGUACAAACUAUUACAGCACUGUAAAUUAUUGGCAUAAUGGAGGACGGUGACUCCCCCUUAAAUGAUAACAUACUGCUGGAGGACUUGAUUUCAAAGUUCAAACAGCAUUGUCUUUAUUUUUGAUAUAAAUGUUUAGAUUUGGAACAUCUCGGAUCAUGUGUUUAUCGUGAAGAGGACUGUUGUGUGCUUUCAGGGUCUGUUUACCUCGUGCUACUGAAGUGGUCCUCUAUCACAGCUCCUUUAAUCUCAUUUGUGUUUUGUGAAUUUUGCUUCACUUGUGACUGUCGGUUGUAGAAUUUUUGGAUUAUGAUUGGAUUCUCAUUUUAAUCUUGUUAAUAGUACAUUAGGAUAAAUGGAUCAGUCAGGGUUUUUGUUA
Messenger RNA from Thunnus maccoyii (southern bluefin tuna), 2847 nucleotides. It is a transcript of the gene cuedc2, whose product is annotated as CUE domain containing 2. The coding region runs from base 158 to 1012 and encodes 284 amino acids. Lineage: Eukaryota; Metazoa; Chordata; Actinopteri; Scombriformes; Scombridae. The record is from RefSeq and is a predicted model, not a curated record. The transcript has 9 exons.